AUGGACACUCUCAAGAAAAGGAACAUUGAUAGGGGGGAUCAAACCUGCGUGUUAUGUGGAGAUUGUGAUGAAACGGUUGAACACCUUUUUACUUCGUGUAGCCUCUCUUCGAUGGUUUGGUCUAUUAUUUCCUCGUGGUGCAAGAUUCCGGUAAUUUGGGCGUUUUCGGUGAAAGACCUACUGGAAUCUCAUGAGUUUUCCGGUCUCAAUGGGAAGAAAAAGGAGAUUGUUCAAGGCAUCAUUAUAUUCGGGUGUUGGUCUAUUUGGAAGGCGAGGAAUGAUUUUAGAUUCAACGAUAAGCCCGUGAAGUUGGAAGAUAUCAUUAGAGAUAUCAAAUCGUAUGGUUUUUUCUGGUUUAAUGCUAGAGUAAAGGAUAAUAAGAUCAAAUGGAAAGAUUGGUGUAGUUUUGUAAACAUGUAA
Molecule: messenger RNA, 420 nt
Organism: Helianthus annuus (common sunflower)
Lineage: Eukaryota; Viridiplantae; Streptophyta; Magnoliopsida; Asterales; Asteraceae
Exons: 1
Coding region: 1-420 (139 amino acids)
Source: RefSeq, a predicted model, not a curated record